Microplitis demolitor is the source of this 2304-nucleotide messenger RNA. RefSeq lists its product as uncharacterized. The record is from RefSeq and is a predicted model, not a curated record. The transcript is spliced from 2 exons. Lineage: Eukaryota; Metazoa; Arthropoda; Insecta; Hymenoptera; Braconidae. Bases 1 to 2304 code for a protein of 767 amino acids.
AUGCCGAGAAAAAGAACUCAGCUUUCUCGGCAGACUGCUACUGCAAAGCGGCUGCGAGUUUUGCGCAGCAAUGAAACUGAGGAUGAAAAUAUGCACAGGUUGGCUACACAACGAGCAAUUACUGGACAAAACCGUGCAAGGGAAUCGAGUGCUGAUCGUUCUCAACGUUUGGCUUCACAGAAUGCCCGAACUAUGGCUAACCGCGAUCGGGAAUCGAGUGCUGAACGUUCUCAACGUUUGGCCUCACAGAAUGCCCGAACUAUGGCUAACCGCGAUCGGGAAUCGAGUGCUGAACGUUCUCAACGUUUGGCCACACAGAAUGCCCGAACAUUGGCUAACCGCAAUCGGGAAUCCAGUGCUGAACGUUCUCAACGUUUGGCCUCACAGAAUUCCCGAACUUUGGCUAACCGUGAUCGGGAAUCAAGCACUGAACGAUCCCAACGAUUAGCACAGCAAAAUGCCCGAUCAACUAGGAAUAGAACUCGCAGACAACAUAAUUUAUUAAAUGCUGCUUUUGCUUAUGAUUGUACCGUUGACUAUUCUGAGCUAAAUGAUAUUGAUAUUGGUAGAAUGGAUAAAAUAUGCAACUUAUGCCAAGCAAAAAAAUGGGCAGCUGAAACUCCUGGACUGUGUUGUAGUGGUGGUAAAGUAAAUAUACCUAUAAUUCCGGAACCAACAUCCGUUUUAAAGGAACUGAUAUCAGGCUCACAUCCUUUAUCUAAGCAUUUCUUAAACCACUCAAGACAAUAUAAUACAUUAUUUCAGAUGACUUCAUUUGGUGCCAAAGAAAUUCGUGAGGGAAACUUUAUGCCCACUUUUAAAGUCCAAGGGCAAGUUUAUCAUUUAAUCGGUGACUUACUUCCAGCUGUAGGGGCACAACCCGAAUUCCUGCAAAUAUAUUUUGUUUCCCAUGCAGAUCAGGUAUCCUUGCGCUCAAAUUUAAACCCAAGCUUGCAAAUCGAUCUUAUCGAUGUUCUCCAAUCAUAUCUUCAUGAUCAUAAUACGUAUAUUCAAAGUUUUAAGUACAAUCUAGAAAAUAGACCACCGAAUGAUUUAAAACUUAUCAUUCAUGCUGAUGUAAAACCUAAUAAUGAGCAUAGAGGUCGGUAUAAUGCGCCAGUAGUAGAUGAAGUAGCUGUUCUUAUGAUAGAUGAAGACAAAGGUCCUCGUGAUAUUGUAUUGACUGCGAGAGAUGGUCGACUUCAACGAGUUUCUGAAAUUCAUAGAUCUUAUGACCCGCUUCAAUAUCCCUUACUGUUUCCCUUUGGAAACGACGGAUACUGUAUUAAUAUUCCACAGCAGAAUACUACGGCUACAUCUAAAACUGUUUCAUGUAUGCAGUUUUAUGCAUUUAGAUUCAUGGUGAGACUAAAUGACUUUAACAGUAUACAUUAUUUCAAAGGAUUAUUCAACCAAUAUUGUGUUGAUAUGGCGGCAAAAAUGAUCUCUGAGAGGCUAGACUUCAUCAAAAGAAAUCAAAAAAAAUUGAGAGCAGAAGAGUACAUUCAUUUAAGAGAUGCCGUCGUAAAUGAUGGACAUAUAAACGCUUCUAAUAUUGGCCAGCACGUUAUAUUGCCGUCGUCAUUUACAGGAUCCCCCAGAUUCAUGAAUGAAAAAAGUCAAGAUGCCAUGACAUAUGUCAGGAAAUUUGGAAGACCUGACCUCUUCAUUACAUUUACAUGUAACCCCGAAUGGCCAGAAAUAAAAAGUGAGUUAUUGCCCAAUCAACAUUCUUAUGAUAGACAUGAUUUAAUUUCUAGGGUAUUUCAUUUAAAACUCAAGAAAAUGAUAGACCUAUUAACGAAGAAAAAUAUUUUUGGCCCAUCGAAAGCCUUUGUUUACAGUGUAGAAUGGCAAAAAAGAGGUUUACCUCACGCCCACAUUUUAUUGUGGCUGGCUAACAAAGUUCAACCAGAUUCUAUAGAUGCAAUAAUAUCGGCUGAAAUACCUGACAUACAACAAGAUCCGAUUCUUCAUAAUAUUGUUAUAAAAAAUAUGAUACAUGGUCCUUGCGGAUUUCAUAAUCCUUCAUCACCAUGUAUGAAAGAAAACGUUUGUUCUAAAAAGUUCCCUAGGCAUUUUAUUUCGGAAACACAAACGGGGGAUGACGGUUAUCCAACCUACAGACGCAGGUCUCCAGAUAAUGGUGGAAACACAGCUAUAAUUCGUGUAAAAGGUACAGAAAUGAGCGUGGAUAAUCGUUGGGUGGUUCCCUAUAAUCCACUGCUAUCACGAAUUUUCAAUGCACACAUUAACGUUCUGAUCAAGCCACAUUUUCGUUACAAAGUAAUAACGAUGAAGUAG